AAAAAUAGAAAGAAAAUCUGCAAAUAGACAAAGAAACAACAACAACAACAAGUGAAUCAUAAGCGAAGAAACCGCCACUAUUCUCUCUCUCUCCUCCCCCUUCUCUGCAUCUUCGUCUUCUUCUUUGUCUUAGGUCUCCACCAACAACCAUUGCAGCAGCAACAAAACCACUGGCUGAGCAAAACAAGCAUAGUCACAAAACCACUUUCCGCUGUAAAGAAGGUUUGAGAAAAGGAAUUACAGAGAAAUGGGAAUUUUACACGACGAUGUGGUGAUGAUCAGUCCAUCAGAGAAAGAAAGAGACCUCAGCGUCAUUACCGUCAACUGCCCUGACAAGACUGGCCUUGGUUGUGAUUUGUGUCGCAUCAUACUCUUCUUUGGCCUUAAUAUCGUUAAAGGAGAUUUAUCUACGGAUGGGAAAUGGUGUUACAUAGUGUUUUGGGUUGCUGGCAAUUCAUCAACUAGAUGGGGUCUUCUGAAGAAGAGAUUAUUAGCGGUUUGCCCUUCUUGUUAUUCAGCUUCUGGGAUUUCUUAUUAUCGUCCAGAAUUGCAGCAGCCUCCGAGGCCUCCUGAUGUUUUUCUAUUGAAGUUAUGCUGCCAUGACAGAAAAGGGCUUUUACACAAUGUGACUGAGGUGCUAUGUGAGCUUGAGCUCACAAUAAAAAAGGUAAAGGUAUCUACAACACCAGAUGGCAGGGUGAUGGACCUAUUCUUCAUUACAGACACCAGGGAGCUUCUGCAUACAAAUAAAAGAAAGGAGGAUACAUAUGAACACUUAAAAGCUGUUAUGGGAGAUGCCAUGAUAAGCUGUGACAUAGAAAUGGUUGGUCCUGAAAUUACUGCAUGUUCACAGGAAUCUUCAUUUCUUCCAACUACUAUAACAGACGACAUGCUUCAGUUGGAAAUUCCUGAUGCACUCCCAAGUUCACUAACUUCCACCAGUGUUUCUGUCGCAAUGGACAAUUUACUGAGUCCUGCUCAUACACUUGUUCAAAUUGCAUGCCAAGAUCACAAAGGUCUUCUUUACGACAUAAUGAGAACUCUUAAGGAGUACAAUAUGCAGAUUUCUUAUGGGCGCUUCACUAUAAAACAAAGAAGAAAUUGUGAGAUUGACUUGUUCAUUGUUCAAGCUGAUGGGAAGAAGGUAGUUGACCCUAACAAACAGAGAGCAUUGUCUUCUCGUCUGGAGAUGGAAUUACUACGUCCGCUCAGAGUAGCUGUUGUCAGCCGUGGUCCUGACACAGAACUACUAGUGGCAAAUCCUGUUGAGUUAUCUGGCAAAGGCAGGCCUCUUGUGUUUCACGAUAUUACGCUCGCUCUCAAGAUGCUCAAGACUUGCAUUUUUUCGGCAGAGAUCAGGAGGCGCAUGAUUGGAGAUCGUGAAUUUGAAGUUUAUAGAGUCUUACUUGAUGAAGGGGAAAGUUUGUCCAUUCCAAGAAGCAAAAUUCUGGAAGCAGUAUGGAAUAUGCUAAUGGGUUGGGCUUAAAUGAUGUCACUAUCAUUCCUUUUAGAUUGCCAUGGUCUCUUGUGCAGUUUACUUCUCCUAUCAAAAUAUGUAUGUAAACUAUAGAUCAUAUGUCCUAGAGAGGCAGAGCUGAUCCGCUUCCACAUCAUGUUUCCGACUUCUGUGAGGCUGUCUUGUACCAUAAAGAUUGGAAGUUUGCAAGGGGAUACAAAAAGCGCAAAGAUACAGAGCCUCAUCAUGCACAUUCGGCAUACGUCAAGUCUUUCUGGUAAUGGAUGCUUGUAUGUGACAGCUCAGUCGAUUUCCUAUCAUGUAAUCCGUUAAUACCUUUCUUUUUCCUUGUAAAUAAAUUCAGCAUGUAGAUUAUGCAAUAUAAAGUAAUUAACAAGGGGUUUUGUAGUUCAAAAUUA
Manihot esculenta (cassava) is the source of this 1875-nucleotide messenger RNA. RefSeq names its product ACT domain-containing protein ACR10. Bases 248 to 1486 code for a protein of 412 amino acids. The record is from RefSeq and is a predicted model, not a curated record. Lineage: Eukaryota; Viridiplantae; Streptophyta; Magnoliopsida; Malpighiales; Euphorbiaceae. The transcript has 6 exons.